Molecule: messenger RNA, 3917 nt
Organism: Ostrea edulis (European flat oyster)
Lineage: Eukaryota; Metazoa; Mollusca; Bivalvia; Ostreida; Ostreidae
Product: peptide transporter family 2-like
Exons: 21
Coding region: 286-2523 (745 amino acids)
Biological process (GO): oligopeptide transport; transmembrane transport
Cellular component (GO): membrane
Molecular function (GO): dipeptide transmembrane transporter activity
Source: RefSeq, a predicted model, not a curated record
UGUUGAUGAUUUGACGUGGUUUACCCACUUGCUGUGACUGCCAACAAAUCAGAAGUGAACGCUGAACAGCUUGUUUACCAAAUAUCUUAAUGGCUUGCAUUACUUGAUGAUGAGUGAGAAUGCCACUUAUGGAACAUUACCAAAUGGUAUUUUUUGUUAUAAUUAAUAUUUUUCAACUAAUAAUGAAGUCAUGAACAGGAAUCUGCAUAUUUGUCAUCUGACCUGUACAGUGUAUUCCAGGCUCGGUUUUGAUUGUUAGCCCUGACAAUAAAAAAAAUUCACAUUAUGAUGACUUUAUCAUCGGAAAGCGACGACGAUCUACAAGUGGAUGAAGAUUCUUCUCUGAUAAAAGAAGAAAAACCAGGAGGACCAAAUGGAGGAAAUAAGAAGAUAAGUGGGAAAGCAUGGGGGCGUGUCAAGAAUAUUGUGACCCGCUCCCAGAAGUACCCCAGCAGUGUGUUCUUCAUCCUGGGCAAUGAAUUCUGUGAGAGGUUUUCCUAUUAUGGAAUGAGAGCUGUUCUGAUUCUCUACCUGACAAAGUGGCUCGGCUUCAGUGAGGAUGUGGGGACCUCAAUCUUCCAUUCCUUUGUCAUGCUGUGUUACUUCAGUCCUCUCCUUGGAGCAAUCUUAGCUGACGGAUACAUUGGGAGAUACAAGACUAUUCUGUUUGUAUCGCUGCUGUAUGCCACUGGAAAUCUAGUUAUGGCUGUAACUGCAGUGCCCCCACCUGAAUGGUAUGGUCCAGCUGUUGGUUUGAUUCUGAUUGGUUUUGGUACUGGGGGAAUUAAACCCAAUGUGUCAUCAUUUGGUGCCGAUCAGUUCAGAGCAGAUCAGGAAAAAGAGAGGUACACCUUUUUCUCAGCCUUCUACUUUUCCAUCAACGUUGGAAGUAUGUUGUCCAUUAUUUUGACUCCAAUACUGAGAGCUGAUGUGAAGUGUUAUGGCAGGGAGUGUUAUCCUUUGGCGUUUGGAAUACCAGCAGUUCUGAUGGUUCUCGCUACAAUUAUAUUUAUUGCUGGGAGCAGUCUCUACAAGAAGGUGCCCCCAUCAGGGAAUCUGAUAGGAAGAGUUCUUAAAUGCAUUUGGUGGGGAUUAUACGGGAAGAUAAAGAAUUGUGGCAGUAGGAACAAAAAGGAGCACUGGCUAUAUUAUGCAGACAGUAAAUUUGAGCCAGAGUUUAUCAGAGAGGUGCAGAUAUUACUGAAGGUGCUAUUUAUGUUUAUCCCUGCCCCACUUUUCUGGGCUUUGUCUGAUCAGCAAGGAUCUCGCUGGACACUACAGGCGGAAAAACUGAAUGGAGACCUGGGUGUCUUUGGGACCAUCAAACCUGACCAGCUGUCAGCAUUAAACCCGUUACUGAUCUUAUUUCUUAUUCCACUAUUUGAAAAAUUCAUCUACCCUUGUUGUGAGAAGUGUCGCUUUCUCAUCAGGCCACUUCAAAGAAUGUCGGCAGGCAUGAUGUUAACUGUGAUAUCAUUCAUCAUGGCAGGACUUCUACAAAUCAAAAUUGAGGAAAACACAGAAUCUCAUUUAAAAUAUGCAGAAUCGGGAGUGUCAUUUUACAACACCUUACACUGUGAUAUUAAUGUAAAGAUGGGUGAUGUGCUCAACAGCAAAAUUGCUCCUUAUCAGAAAGGCGGAUACAGUGUGAUUUCUGCUAAAGAGUAUGAAGUAGAAGUGCAAUCUUGUCUUCCACUGUUGUCUCAGAAUAUAACCCUGGGAUCUCAGAAUGCCACUAGAAUAUUUGUUUGGUUCAGUGAUAAUAAUACGCUGAAACUAAAUAGUGUGCAAGAUUUGCGUUCUCAUCCAUCCGAAGGAAAUUCAAAGCUUAGUAUAUUCAGCAGAGGAGCUUUUAAAGGUGCCCAGAUAGUGGUAGUGAAUUCAAACCAUCAAGGACAGAUUUCCAAUCAAUCUGGCAUUCUGUAUCCCACUUCAGAACAAGGGGGUCUACCAUUCCAUACUAUCACUCCAGGACAUUACAGUAUAUACUGGCAGGACUCGCCCAAUAGUAACUGGACUAAGCAUAACACCUCCAUCAGUAUAGGACAAGGAGCUGUGUAUAAUUUAGUAAUGGCCAGGAAUGGAACAAAGGUUGUGACGAGUCUGUUGACCAGUAUGGAGGUGAACAGUGUUUCUAUGGUGUGGAUGGUCCCUCAGUACGUAGUGGUGACUGUGGGGGAAGUACUCUUUUCCAUCACAGGACUGGCUUUCGCCUACUCUCAGGCCCCAGUGACAAUGAAGUCAGUGGUACAGGCUGCUUGGUUGAUGACAACAGCAGUAGGCAGUUUGGUUGUUGUUAUUGUGGCUCAAGUGCAAUACUUUACAUCACAAGUGGCCGAGUUCAUGUUUUUUGCUGCUCUGAUGGCUUUGGCUACAGUAAUGUUUAUGAUCAUGUCAUGUUUCUAUACCUACUAUAAUGCAAGUGUUCACGGGAAUGGAUUGGAGGAUAAAGAAGAAUUGAUUGAAGAGGACCAGAAGGAAGACAUUCCACUCAAAGAUUCUAAUCAUCCAAAAAAUAAAUGAAAAGCAGUUAUUUGAUAAUUGAUAAAAUGUUUAUUUUCAUUAGAUGAUACUGAAACAGGAAUUAUGCCCUCUCCAUUUUUUGAGAGAUGUUUUUGUCCUAAUCUGUCUUGGUGUUUGUUCAUUGGUCACAAAUUUUGUGAAUGCAUUUUUCCUGCAGAUUCAAUUUUGAUUUGAUUGAAACUUUACAAAAAUGUUAAGUAUCGAGUGUAUUGUGCAAUACAUUAUUAAUCUCUUUUGAUAAAAGUGGUUUUAAGGGGUUUUCCAAUGUUACAUAUUUUUGUACAGUUGAAGUUAUUUAGUCCUCAAUCCCAUGUAUAUGAUAUACUGGGACAAAAAUUUGAAAUGAAUAGAAAGAAUGCAUUUGUUAUACAGUAGAAACCUCAUAAGAUGGUAAUUUAUUUUCCAAGCCAUUUCAUCACAAUAAGUUGGUUAUCAUGAUAAAGAAUUCAUAUUAUCAUAUAUAAUCUAUAAAUUUUCCUACAAAAACAGGUCAUGCUGAAUCAACAUAGCAUAUGUUUGCUUUCUCUUGUACUAUGUUAGGUAUCCUGGUUAUACUUGCAGUGUUUAGCUCAGAAUCUUAAACUUAGUGACAGCAUUCAUUCAAGUAGAGAAGUUAUUGUUCGUAAAUGUUUGGUCCAACUCAAAAUCAAACAUUUAAGCUUAAUACAUAAUACCUAGGUAUACAAGAUAUAUUUUCAGAAUGGUGCAAAAUGUAAUACAAGUAUGCCAAAAAGAAAAAAAUUAUAUAUCUUUGUUGUGUACUAUUUUGUAUGUUGUAACGAUUAAUUAAAGAUGGGUUAUAUAUUGGGAUAAGAAUUUUAAAGUGAUACAAGUACAUAUUGAUAGGUUAGACUGCUUAAAGAGAGCAUUAAUUGAAAGUAGAUGGUAAAAUCAGAGAAGUUUGCAAAAUACUCCCAUAUGAUUUCAUGAGAAAAUAUUCGUUGUUGACCAGAUAUAUAUUUUUUAAUAUAGUGUAAAAAAAAAUUGACACAUCUGUCAAAUUUUCUCGGAAAUAAGAUUUAAUGUUUGAAAGCAAGCAGUGGGGCUUCACUUUGAUCAGACUUUCAGUGCAAUAGGAAUGAUAAUAUAAUGAAUAUAUUAACAUGAUUUAGAGAAAUUUAUUUCAUGUAAAUGACUACAGCAAGAGAUUAUGGUUGUGUAAAAUGAUGACAUGGGCUAUGCAUUAGAUCUAGUGUAAAGUGGAAUCUCAACAGAAAAUGACAGUUAUUGACCAAAAAGGAUUAUCUCAGACUUCAUUUUAUAUUAAACAUCAAUCUGUUAUUUUUUUAUUACAUAUUUUACAUUUGUUAAAAAGUUUCUUUUUUAUUUUACUCAAUUGUUAUUCUGCUUUAUCCAAUGACGAGGAGGAAUAAGUAAAUAAUUAUGCAACAAUU